AUGAUCCGGCGAACUCUCAACAAUAGGUUGGGAUCACAGAUUUCGAGCUUUGCCGAGGGUUCUCCUCGGGCAAUUAGACCCUUCGCCUCCGGAUCGAUCAGGAGCAUUCACAACUCGGCUCGAUUGCCCACCAUCACUGCUUCAGAGGUCCGACAUAGGCCAACAUUGCGACCGCAUCAACUAUCGGCCGCUCAGACUGGAGUCAACGGCCAACCGUCGAUUGGCAAGCGGACUAUUUUCAUUCAGACGGAGACGACGCCAAACCCCGAUGCCUUGAAAUUUAUCCCAAACCACAGAGUCCUGCCCGAGGGCUUCACGACCUCGUUUUUGGAGUACCUUUCUCCACGCUCCACACUUGCUCCUCCUCAUCCUUCCUCGCUGGCCGCAAACCUAUUUAAUGUCGAUGGCGUUCAAUCGGUAUUCUUUGGAGCCGACUUCAUCACAGUGACCAAGGCAAGCGACGCCAAUUGGGCGCACAUUAAGCCGGAAGUUUUCAGUCUCGUCACUCAAGCCGUGACCUCCGGGGAAGCGAUUGUCAGCACUGUGGCGAAGAGUGGAGAGAAUGCGCAGAAGGGUGGCGAGGAGGACUCGUUGGGAUACAACGAAGAGGAUGAUGAAGUCGUGAGCAUGAUCAAGGAGCUCUUGGAGACGCGAAUCCGGCCGGCAAUCCAGGAAGAUGGCGGUGAUAUUGAAUUCAGAGGAUUCGAGAACGGAAUCGUCAUGCUGAAGCUGCGAGGUGCUUGCCGGACUUGCGACUCGAGCACGGUUACUCUGCGGAAUGGCAUUGAGUCUAUGCUUAUGCAUUAUAUUGAAGAAGUUCAGGGUGUUGAACAAGCCACCGAUGAGGAGGAGGAGGUCUCCAUGCUUGAAUUUGCCAAGUUCGAGGAGAAGCUUCGACAGCAAAAGGGCGAGCAGGCGACCGCACCCUCCUCCCUGGACUCGGUUGCUUGA
Molecule: messenger RNA, 951 nt
Organism: Aspergillus versicolor CBS 583.65
Lineage: Eukaryota; Fungi; Ascomycota; Eurotiomycetes; Eurotiales; Aspergillaceae
Product: NifU family protein
Exons: 3
Coding region: 1-951 (316 amino acids)
Biological process (GO): iron-sulfur cluster assembly
Cellular component (GO): mitochondrion
Molecular function (GO): iron ion binding; iron-sulfur cluster binding
Source: RefSeq, a predicted model, not a curated record